Messenger RNA from Oryctolagus cuniculus (rabbit), 1897 nucleotides. NCBI's taxonomy places the organism in Eukaryota, Metazoa, Chordata, Mammalia, Lagomorpha, Leporidae. The record is from RefSeq and is a predicted model, not a curated record.
UCUAAGGGCAUGGGUGUCCCCAAAGGGGUCGUGCAGGAGGAAGGUGACACAGGCAGGGUUGUCGUUCCAGUGGUGCCCACGGUGACCAUCUCAGCACACCGCAUCCCAGAACUGCAGGCCUCCGUCCUCACCUGCCAUGUGCAAGGGUUUUACCCCGAAGACCUGCGCGUCGCCUGGCUGCCGAGGAGCGUAUGCGUACAGACCUCCGAGGCUCCGGGCUCCACCCCCAACCCGGACGGCACCUUCAGCAAAGACUGCCACAUCCUGGUCAGCACCUCCGAGCUGCGGGAUGACAGAGUCACCUGCCAGGUGGGGCAGGAGGCGCAGGUGCUGGUCCAGGCCAGCCGGCGGCUGAGCGAGGUUGGAGAAGCGCGAGCGAGCAUGGGUGCCGCCGAAUUCAGCGCCUCCCUCCUCCUCAGCUGGAAGGUGCUUGCUCUGAUUUCACUCUCUGCUGUCUAUGCCUACAGGAAGAGCCACCCUUCCAGCCCCACAAAUGAGAUGAAGUUAAAGAAAAUACGGCCAGUAAACAAGAAGAGACACCCAAACCCGUCAGGAAUCGGAGACAUCAGGAAAAGCAAGGGGAAAGCACGCUGAGCGGCCCUUUGUUCCCUGGAAAAGUCCCAGGAGCAGCCGGUCCUGUCCUGCAUCGCUGUGGGCACGGAAGGGACCUCAUGACUCUGGAACACAGCUCAGCCCUUUGUUGCGUUGAACAUUCACACACCUACAACCUGCCAUUCCCGCUCUGGGCUUAUGCCCCAAAGAAAUUCUCGCACAUGCGCACCAGGGGAUAUGUACAAAUGCAUACAUCCCUGGUAGCAUUUUAAAAUUAGCAAAAUUGUUUUAAAUUUAAAAUUAAAUUGUUUAAAAUUAGCAAAGCCUGAAAAUGACCCAUAUAUGCAUAUAUAGAAUGAUAGAUGAUCCAUUUACUACAAUCACAGAAGGGAAUGUUCUAAGGAGGUUAAAAAAUGAAUGAACCACAUGCAUGGUAAUUCAGACAAAUCUUAGCAAUAAAAUCUUGGUGGGAGGGUAGAAGCCCCAGGAGAUGUGUUCCAGAAUGAUAUUCUUUCUGUAAAGCUAAACAGUAUACUGUGUUUAGGACUAUGCUAAAAACUCAUAUUUUUUCAAAGGAACAAUGAACACAAGAUUCCAAAUGGCUGUUACCUGGGACGUGGGAAGGCAGCAGGACGAGAAGGUUGGGUGCCUACAGGUAGACGGAAGUUUUUUUUCAGAGUUGUAGCUUCUGUGUCAGGUGGGGGCCUGCAGGAAUGUUUAUUGUGCUGUAGACAAACAAGUAGACAAGAGAGCAACACUGUAAGAGCUUUGACGUGGGUGUGCAGGGCAAGAGAGGGUGGAUGGGCGGUUUUAAGCCAUUUGCUCUCCAUCCCCCCAAAUCAGUCCUCAAGCAGGACAUGGAGAGUGGCCCAGGCGCCCAGAGAAAAGCGAAGCAAGCAGAGGAGCCCUGGCGUGGGCAUGAAUGCGCUUUAGCCCUUUGAGGAAGGAGCCCCUGUCCCAGGUAAGCCCAGCCCAGCACUUCCAGAUAAAUAUUUGCUCGUUGCAAAGGUGACGCCUUCAUUGACUGCGCACAGAUGGCUGAGUGCAUACUCCACAUAGACACGGAGCAAACGUGAGUGAGCACUGGUCACAGCGGUCCCUACCUUCAGGGAGAAGAAAGGGAGGCAGUGAGGGCUCGAGGGAGGAGGAAGAAUUAAAAAUGUGAUGCGUGCUCCGAAGAAAAUAAAAGUAUACGCAAAAUAAUGGCACUGCGAGGACCCAGCUCUCCACGGGGGUCGGGAACCACGCGGCUGCCAGCUAGGAAGAAGGGCAGAGAAAGCCUUUCUGAACGGCGGGACGCGGGACACUGAAGUUGGUGUCAGGCUUGUACAGAGCUCGAAUAAAU